AUGUCAUCGACAAUGAUGAGCUAAAUAGCUCUUAUUUUUAUAGAUAGUUUUAUAGUAUUUUAUAUAGCUCAUUCUUUAGUAAAGCUUUUAGCAAAAAAAGAUAAAAAAUUCACUCUUGUUUUAGUAGGCUUGGUUGCCGCUGUGCUUUUAUCUUCUCAUUAUGUUCUGUAUACAAAUUUCGUUAAGGAAUAAAAUUAUUUUGAAUUCUUUGGUGUUGAAAGAGCUUACAAUUCAGAUAUCCUUAAUAAAAAAUUAAGACAAACUUUAAGUUUGUAUCACCCUGAUAAGAAUCCAAACAGUAGCUUGGAGUUAUUUAACAGAGUUUCAACUAUGCGUAAUACUUUAUCAGAUCCUCAUUACUAAAAGCUAUAUGAUAGAUUUGGUGAGUUUAAAUAUGUUGAACAAUCAAAGCAAGCUGAUUAUCCAGGCACAAAACUUUAGUUAGCACUCUCAGGGUAUGUUAAUUCAAUUUCUUUUUACUCUGUGCUCUUCAUAGUUUCUGUUGUAAUGAGUUAUGGUCAGAAAUUCUCUAAAUACAGAAUUUUAUCUAGUUUGGUACUUUUAGGUUUAUAGGCCUAAGAUUUGAUAAUGCUUGCAUAAGUAGAUGAUGCAUAUGAAGGAGUUAAAUAAGGUUAAAGAAUACCUAAAUUUGAGGUAGCUAGAGAUUUCUACGAUGACUAUAUUCCAUCAUUUUCAAUCUUUGAAAGAUUAGUAUUAAUAAGAUAUUUAUGCGUUGCCUUGCUUACUGCAUUAAGAUUAUACUUCGACCUCUUGAAAGAUGAAGUUGUUAAUAUUUAUGAAGAUUAAAUUGAUAAAUAGCUUGAUACAAUUUAUGAAAAAUUGCUGAAGCAGAUAGAAGUAUUCAAGGUAAAUCCUUAGAGUCCUCCUCCUUAACCAGAUGAAUAGGCCAAAGAAACAGACCCUCUUAACAAAGAAUAACCUGCAAAAGUCUUUGAUAUUAAAGAAUUUAGCAAUAAUAAAGAAGAUUUACUCAAACUCAAAGAGUUGGCAUUAAGACACAAGGAAGAAAUUCCCAAAGAUAGAUUCUUAUGGCUUAAAAAACUAUUUAAAUUUGGUCUCUUUUUACUGUUUAUCUACUCAUUUGUCUCACGCUAUUUAGAAGAUGACUCCCAAGACAAUUAAAAUUCAUAACAGAGAUAUCAAAAGUAAUAAUAAUAAUAAUAAAGAUACUAGCAUCACACAUAGUUUGAAGAAGAUGAUAUUUAAUAUUGA
Molecule: messenger RNA, 1233 nt
Organism: Tetrahymena thermophila SB210
Lineage: Eukaryota; Ciliophora; Oligohymenophorea; Hymenostomatida; Tetrahymenidae
Product: DnaJ domain protein
Exons: 1
Source: RefSeq, a predicted model, not a curated record